Messenger RNA from Erpetoichthys calabaricus (reedfish), 3009 nucleotides. RefSeq names its product arrestin domain containing 3a (gene arrdc3a). The record is from RefSeq and is a predicted model, not a curated record. The transcript is spliced from 8 exons. Gene Ontology annotation, biological process: protein transport. Gene Ontology annotation, cellular component: cytoplasm. Lineage: Eukaryota; Metazoa; Chordata; Cladistia; Polypteriformes; Polypteridae. The coding region runs from base 238 to 1500 and encodes 420 amino acids.
GCAGCCUGUCUUUGUACAGAGACCACAAAAGCGUAGAGGUACGUAACAGCAGUCCGUCUGCUGUUAUUUCACCCUGACACCCCAAUGAACUGCCCGCAAAGAACGCACUGAUCCUGCCUGCAGCUUUUGCAUGGCAAAGGCAUUGAUCAGUGUGUAAAGAUCACAUUUUUAUGAGAUCUUUUUCUUUUGUUUGUUUCUUUUCCAUAGAGUUAUUUUUGUACAUUUUUACUUAAAAUCAUGGUGCUAGGAAAGGUGAAGAGUUUUACAGUAAGCUACGACUGUCUAAAUGACAGUAACGUUCCCGUUUACUCCAGCGGGGACUCCGUCUCAGGAAGAGUUAUCAUUGAGGUGACCGGAGAGAUUCGGGUCAAAUCUCUCUGCAUCCACGCGAAAGGAUUUGCAAAAGUUCGCUGGACUGAAUCGAGAAAUGCUGGGUCCAACACUGCCUACACUCAAAAUUACACGGAAGAAGUGGAAUAUUUAAACCACAAGAGCAUCCUUAUCGGGCAUGAAAGAGAUGAUGAUAAUUCUGAAGAAGGUCACACCACUAUUCAUUCAGGAAGACAUGAGUAUGCAUUUAGUUUCGAGCUUCCACAAACACCACUUGCUACCUCCUUUGAAGGCAAGCACGGCAGUGUCAGGUACUGGGUUAAAGCAGAACUGUACAGGCCGUGGCUUCCGCUGCCAAUGAAAAUAAAGAAGGAAUUUACUGUCUUUGAGCAUAUUGACAUCAACACUCCUUCACUGCUGUCGCCACAAGCAGGCACAAAAGAGAAGACUCUUUGUUGCUGGUUUUGCACCUCAGGUCCCAUAUCCUUAAGUGCCAAAAUUGAAAGGAAGGGCUACACCCCAGGUGAAUCAAUUCAAAUGUUUGCUGAAAUUGAGAACUGCUCUUCCCGCAUGGUAGUGCCAAAGGCAGCCAUUUACCAAACACAGACUUUCUAUGCCAAAGGGAAAAUGAAGGAAGUCAAGCAGUUGGUUGCCAAUCUGCGUGGGGAGUCGCUGUCUUCUGGCAAAACUGAAACCUGGAAUGGAAAAAUGUUGAAAAUCCCACCAGUGUCUCCUUCUAUUCUAGACUGCACCAUCAUCAGAGUGGAAUAUUCAUUAAUGGUGUAUGUGGAUAUUCCUGGUGCUAUGAACCUUUUCCUUAAUUUGCCCUUGGUUAUUGGUACAAUUCCUCUCCAUCCUUUUGGUAGUCGUACCUCCAGCGUUAGUAGUCAGUGCAGUAUGAAUAUGAAUUCAUGGUUGCACAUGGCCCUGCCUGACAGACCAGAAGCACCACCCAGCUAUGCAGAAGUAAUCACUGACGAGCAACGUCAGAGCACCGUGGCAUCAUCUACCGCCCGGGAUGACUUUGAUCGGGCAUUUGAAGGACCACUGUUUGCAUAUAUCCAAGAGUUUCGCUAUCAGCCCCCUCCUCUGUACUCUGAGAUCGAUCCAAAUCCUGAUCAGGUUAAUGAAAACGAAGAAGGGAGACCUGAUACCUGUCCUUCUCGCUGAAUAAAACGUGGAAGCUAUUUGGAAUUUACUUUAGGGCUUUAUACUUGGGCAUCGUUAUUCUGCAGAGAUGAUGUGUGAGAAGCAAUCCACCAUAGAGCAGAAGGAGUGUUGAACAUUUGCCUGCCUGGUGGAAGAUGAAUAAUAAAACCUGUGCUAACUCUAUUGAAGCCUAGAGAUGCAAGACUGUUCUGCCUGCCUAGAAAACAUGCUUUCUGUAAUCGUGGCACAUACAUGACUCUCUGCAGAGAGAGAAGACACUAUAGAAAAUAGCAGCCUAGUGUGGCGUUCAGCUUUGGGGACAGGAUCCAUCCUCCUGUUUCCUUUGAAAUUUUGCACAUUUUGCCCAGUGCUUGUGUUGUGUGGUUUCGUUUCAGAUCAAUAAGAUUGAGUUUCCUCAUUCAUGUUGGAUUAGAGACUGCUAGCUUUACUCCUUUUUGGACUUCUGAUCCAUAAAGUUAUGGAUUACACAAAAAGGAAACACACAACCGAUCUAAAAGAUGCACUGAUUUAUUUUUUUUUUUAUUUUUUAUUUUUAAAAAAGGAUGUGUAGCCGGGACUGAAUCUUCAUUGCACAUGUUCAGUAUUGUCUUCUCAGGCUGGUCAUGCACCUGUCUUCGGUAUAAAUCCAAUUGUGGCUUUAUUUUUUCAAACAUCAAAUGCCUUUAAGCCAACUUUGGUUUGUUUUAUGUAUGUUUCAAUUCCUUCACGUCACAAACACCUAUCCUGAUCAUAUUUUAUUUGGGGGUUAGGGAUGGCGAAUGUGAAGACUAUGUACAUCAGUUUGGAGGAUAUUUUCGUUUGUUUCUUACGCCUUUUUAAUGCGAUGCCUAGCCUAGAGACACAUAAUGUACACAGUGUCUCAAAUGGUCUCUUCACUUGCCAAACAGUUGGAAUGCUACUCUUUUCAUUUGCACUGCUUUUUGACUGGAUGGAGGAUAAGAGGCAUCAUGCUUAGGGAUAAGAUUUUAAAGAUGACCAGUAUUCCCUUUUUGUCCUCCAUGUUUCUGUUUUAUUCCACUGAAAACCAAGAAUACAUUAGGUGGUUAAUGAAUGACCAUUCUGUAAUGUAGUACGUAUCUUGGGAAGCACAGGCAUAGGAAAUUGACCCAGACUGUUAAACUUAAAAGCUAAUUAAAAAAGAAAAAAUAAAACAUCAAGAGUAUGGCUUGGGUGGGAUGUCCGCACGGUUUUUUCUACGGAGGUCAAGAUGUAUACUUCAGUAAAGUGUCAGUGUAGGAAAUGAGAGAGAAAACAGUUUAAAUGAAUGAAGUUUACAAAUUAAAACCAGCAUUGCCAGUCUUGUAGCCAGCACAUAUAUGCUUUCUGCUGUUCCCAGUGUCAAAGUGAUUUUAACAGAGUGGCCUUGUCAGUUAGGUACAGUAUAUAAUUUUUUUUUUACAUGUAGUAACCUAAAUGGGAAUUGUCCUGUGUCUACUGUUCCCUACAUGGACAAAAAGGGAAGGCAUGUGUCCUUUAAAAUAAGAAUAGGUGGUCGCUGAAGGAAUUCAA